Fusarium oxysporum Fo47 is the source of this 1112-nucleotide messenger RNA. RefSeq lists its product as uncharacterized. The coding region runs from base 242 to 1081 and encodes 279 amino acids. NCBI's taxonomy places the organism in Eukaryota, Fungi, Ascomycota, Sordariomycetes, Hypocreales, Nectriaceae. The record is from RefSeq and is a predicted model, not a curated record. The transcript is spliced from 2 exons.
GAUUCAAUAGAUUGAGGACCCGGAUUAUGUCAUUAAAAGGUGUCCAAUCACUCGUCCCGUUACCAAUACGACUGUCGAGGAUUACUUGAAAUUAUUUUGCAGCCCCAACAGCUUCCGCAAUUCUACGCAACGCAACCACCCAACUUACCUACAACCUCUAACUCAACCGCAGAAGGCGGUCUACCAUAAGUACGAGUUUCAAUAAGCCCUCGAAUUAAGGGCUAGCAAGUCUAUACUCACAAUGGAUGCUGAGUGGCAGUACAACCUGCUCGACGAGGAUAUGUCGCUAAUUAUGGACCUGAAUGAUCCUUUUGGGUCUAUACCUUCUGAGAUAGACCUCUCCCUCGUUGACUCAUACCAACUAGCAGACGACACGGCAUUGACUAUGGGAGAUCCACUAUUGGGCCGCGCUAUAGCAUGCGAUGAGUACCUACCUGAUGGAGCAUACCCUGACUUUCUAGCCGACGUAACGAGCCGAACAGAUAACAGCUCUUUCCCAAACACAGACUGUCCGACUACCUUUGAUGAGCUGAUUGUAUCUGAUGUGCUUGGUUCGUCACAAAAUAGCAUAGAUCAUGUAACAUUCUCAAGUGGCUCAUCGCUAUCACCUAGCUUCGAGAGCACUAUCAUUUCCCCUUGCAUCACACGAUCCCCCGCCCUAUGGCACUCGCCAGAGAUGGAUUACAUGCGGAACAAUAUAUCUUCUUCCAGUUCUGCCCAUCAAUAUUCACCUUUAUCUUCUGCAACACUUUCAACAUCCUCUCCAUCAAUCUCUAUAAACGAAUCAUCACUGGCGCAAAAGGGAAAGGCUACUAGGGGGAAGAAGUCACCGCUUCGAAAUCUGAGUCGCGAUCUUCGCCACAUUUUCAGACCCGAGGUGUGCCACCUGUGCUUCAAGGGACAUCCAUACACACGAGAGUUGGAAGAGCAUAUAAAAGUUCACCAUCCGGCAGAAGCUUCCAGGUUGCGAAUUAAUAUGACUCGUCCAGUAUGCAACGCCUGUAGAAAGACGUUUUCUCGCCCGUGCAACUUGAAAAGGCAUAUGGAUCAUAGUUGCAAGGGCUUGCCAGUAAAAGAGUAAAUACAAGAGUAAAAUACAAAAAGAAGCUAAG